UGUCAGUUCGAGUGCAAGCUUUUUUCGAGCGGUAAACAAUUCGAGCGGAUGAUACAUGAUCCAACGCUCUCGUCACACGCUCGAGUGUUUGGUAGGACAUGAGACUUGGCGCAAUAUUUUGUUCUGCUUCUGGGCGUAAAUAAACAAUUAUUAUUUCCUUGGGAUUAGGAAUUUACAAGCUGUUUUUGAAAGGAUAUUGGAUAUUAGCGCCAAUUGAUUGCAAGAGGAUAAAGGAUGAGUGGUUCAAACUCGGAUUAUUUAAUGGCGACAGAAGAAAAUCUUGUUGUAUCAAAUCCACAUCUACAUGUGGAAAGACAGACAGAUGUCUCUUGUGCUAGUGAUGUCAGAGAACCAAGUAUAAAAAGAGAUCCUGAUGAAAGAGUUGAGGAAAGAAUAUCAGAACAGAGUUUGUUGACCUCUAUGGAAAAUCAGAGGACAGAUUUUGCCUGUUCAAAAAUGGUUCUAACAGAUAUUCCUUCACUUGUUGACAGUGAUAAAAAUAAAAAUCACUCGGAUAUGAACAAUGAAAGUUCAGAAAAAGAUGAUAUUAAUGAUUUCGCAAGUGAUGACGAUUCACAUGAAACACUUAGUAAAUCUUCAGAGAAUAUGUCAAACAUAUCAACUGAAAGUGUAAACCGUUCCUCAUGCAAAAGAAAAUUUAAGCAGAUGAAACAUCACAGAAAAAAGAAAAAAAGGAAGUUAAAAUCUGGAAAUAUAGAUGAAAAAGGUGAUAACAAUCAGCCUUCAUAUUCCUUAUACAAAAAUGUAGACAAGAAGAAGCCAAAUACAUCGAAACCUGUUAAGAUACCAUUUCGAUUCUCUCCAAAAAAAUCCUGCUCUGGUUCCCGGUUUAAGCGAAAGCUGUUGGACAGCAAACGCAAAAAGUUGAGAUUUAAAAGAAGGAAAGUGGAAGGGGAGAGUGACUCAAGUGAUGAUGAAAGUGGUUUUGGUGUCAACGAUGAACUUGAGGAGAUGUUGGAAAGCAAUGCUGUGAAGAAUAACCUCACAGCUAUCAAUGUCAAAAGUAUAUUGCAUCAUGUGAUUACUAAUGAACAUGUUCUUGCAAUGGUGAGGAACACGAUGCUGGAAGAAGAGAAGAAAGAACCAUCAGGAAAUGCUCAAGAUGAGGUGGAAGGAGAAGGGAUGAAUGAAAGUCAGGAAGCUUUGUUUGAACCAAAGAUGACAAGGUCAAAAUUGAAAGAAGUUGUCCAGCAAGCUUGGAAUGCACCUUAUGUUUGGCCUCUGUCCCCUGUGAAAGGCAAGAACGUAGUUCCUCAGUUUGCAGAACUCAACUUCCCUGAAGAUUCAGAGGAUGAUGAAGACUACCAGCCUGACCCGAAUGAGAAGGAAGAGAGUGAUCAUGAAAGUUAUGUCUCAUCCCAAAUUAGUGACUUUGGAUCACCUCUACCUUCUACACCACUGUCUCGAUACAGUUUUUUAGACAACAAGGAAGAAAGUCCCAUUAUAGCUGAGAAUAAAAGUAAAAAAAUGACAGAAGACCUUGAGAAGGCUUCAAUAUCAACUCAUCCUCAUGUAAAAGGGAAAGUGGAUCUGAUAAAACCUCUGCCGUCACAACAACAGUCUGACAAAAUAAGUGAUGAUAAUAAUUUUAUGAUGAUGCUUGAUGAGAUGGACAAGGAGUUGGACUCGAUGAAUCAGAACAAAAUUGAAAUGGAUAACAUUGCAAAAAGAACAAGAUCAAAACUAACAAUUGAAAAUUCAUUAGAUGAGAUAGAGGCAUCAUUCAUUGCUCCUGACAUUACUGCCGACAUGUAUGACUCAGAUUGUGAAGAUAAAGAGUGGAAGGAAUGGCUCAAAGAUUUAUAUAAAGAUAAGAAAGAUAAUGAGUUAAAUGAUACAUUUGAUGAUGAGCAGAAUGAUCCUGACUUCAACUUCAUGGCUAAUGAAGAAGAGGUUAUUGACACCGAAGAAACAAGAACAGACAGAGCUGUUAGAGUUAGCAAAAAGGAGUUGAAUGUACUUUUGGAUGAAUUGCUAGAAAGUUAUGGAGGUGAAACUGGUUGGAAUGAGCCUUUUGAGGUGCCACAAGUUGAUUACCACACCCAGAAGACAGUGGCAGGCAUGUUGAGCAACAAGCCUGCCAAUACCCAGGCUGUCCCUAAGGUGCCCAUCAAAGUUGUUUUGAUUGUAACACCUGAGGAACGUUUACAACUUACACAACAGAUGCAACAGCAUGUACAGCUGUUAUGCCAGAUGUAUUUGUUAGGGCGAGGUGACAAAAACUACAACAUGGAAGCAAACCAGGCUAAGAUGUUCCUGAACGAAUUAGCCAUGUUAGGUGGCAUCACCCUUCAAAAGGAAUCCAGUGAAGUUGACACAAACAACCAACCUUUUCAAUCAGACAACUCUUUCAUAGCCUCAAACUUAAGAGGUGCGCUGGAGAUCGUGAACAAUUGGAAUGAUGAGAAAAGAGAAUCCCCUACAAACUCAACAGAGAAAAGAGGCAAGAAGAAGCAGGAACAUGCUACAUGUAGCACAGAAUUAUACUACAAUUCUAAACCAGUACCAAAUGAUGCUAAGAUUGUUUUGAUGAGUAGCACUGUGUUCAUGUAUCCAGAGUUGCUGCCACAUUGUGGUUUGAAAUAUCAAGCAACAAAUAAGCCAACAUUUGUUGAUUCUGAAGAUAAUCUGAUUGUCUUAGGCUUGCAACAGUUUGACAAAUUGGAUACAAAGUUUAGAUUGAUUCAGAAACAUAUGGUACCCAGUAAAACUGUCAAGCAGAUACAGGCCAGAAUUAAAAACUUCAGCACUAAAAAAAAACAAGCAAAUUCAAUCAAGAACUUCAAGUUGCAUAAUGUCAUACCUCCCAGUAGAAACCCCUGUCAACCUGUUCUACCUGGUCAGGCGGUUGCUCCAAUAUUUCAGUUUCAAAGUAGACUGCCUGAUUGGAUGAAGAACCUUAAGAUGACUAGUCUAAUGAAGUUAGAACGGGAUCUAGAAAAAGAAAGAGAAACAGAGGAAAGGACAAAAAGAGCAGUUUUUGCUUCCCUUGAUGAAUCUACAAAUAACACAGUAGAAAUAUCAAAGUUGAAACAGACAUUAGUUCCACUCAGAAGAAGAAAGAAACAUGGUAUGGCAUUACCCAAAAUGGUAACAGGAAACUCUUUGCCUGUUGGUAUAAUACAGACUCUUAAUGGACAACAGAUUAUCCAAUUAUUACCCAACCAAAUCUUACAAAGUAAUUCAGGAGUUAUGCCAAGUUUUACUAACAUACCACCCCACCAAAUUUCAUUGGCUAAUGCUGGUCCUAUUCAAGCAGUUGUUGUUCCUCCAAACACACACACAAAAACAGAAGUAACUGCAAUUUCUGUACCAACAUCAAGUACAUUUGUCGGGAUUAACAGUGUAAUGAAUAAGAGCAUUAUUCAACAGGGAAACAGCCAAAAUACUGGCCUCGCACAAACUUCUUUGCAGUGUAUCACCAUGAGUAGUCCAAGUGUAGUGACCAGUCCUUCCAUCAUUACCCUUCAACAAGUUCCUUCUACUAAAGCAAUUGCUGUUAAUCCCAUCAAAACUACUCAAGCAUUAUCAAAUGUUUCUAGCGGCACUGGUAUAUUGCAACCAACCACAAUCGUGAUUCCCCCAAACACUCAGACACAAGAGAAAAUGCUUGUUCAACAAAGCACUGUUGUAUUGGUUCAGAACAAUGGAAAUAAUCAAAAUUCCAGUGGGAGUGAAACUCCUACUUCUAAAGAGACCCCACCAAUUAAGGAAGUGAAUCAGGAGGUUAGCAGUUCUUUCCAGAAGGCACUUGUUCCCUCUACAUCACAAAUGAUUCAAUUGAGCCCUGGGAAACAUGGACCUGUUAUUCAGUUUGGUGGAAGGAAAUCCUUGACAAAAGAUUCAAUGAAAGUAGCUAUAGGAAAAAACAUCAUGCCAAUUUGUCUUAGUAAAGGUGGUGGAGAUGGAAUUUCAGCUCUUAGAGGCUUUCAGAUUCUCCAUGCUUCACCUGAUGCACCCAUUGUUUCUGAUCAACCCCAAGAAGGAAAAUCGGAGAAAACGGCUCCAGAGAAAUCAGAACAGAGUGACGCCAGUUGUCUGACAAUUACAAACUCUGCUAAAAAUUCUGAGAAUCUAAAUAGUAAUUUGAUAGCAAAGGAUAGCAAGUGUUCUUCAUCUAUUUCGCCAACUGAACAUCACACAAAAAGUACAGGACAGCUUUCUGAGAUCACAGACGCCAAAGGUUCUAAAAUUGAUCCUGACCAUGGUCAGUGUGCUGCAGCUACCUAUGAUAGUAAUAUUCCAGUGGUGACACCAGACUCUGUGGCGAUGGAAACUGUUUCAAAAUCUGUUGAAAAUACUCAAAAAGAAGAAACUGAUUUAAAUAUCAGUAAAGAUUCUAGGAUGCUCAUGGAUGAUUCUAUCUGCCAAUACAAUGAAAAAGAUGAAGGUGAUAUAGAAGUUGAUAUUAUGACAACUGAUGAUGAUGACAUGAAUAGCAGAAAAGAGCAAAAGAAAAACGAAAAAACAACAUAUGAAGAUGAUGAAGAUAAACCAAUUGAUGAUGAUGAAGAUGAUUUUGAGUUGGAUGUUGUUGGCGUGUCUGAUUCAACAUCUUCGGCAGUUAAUGUCAAAGAUCCUACAACCAAGGAAAUCACUAAAAGUUCAACAAAACCUGAAGAUCAAGUUGAUAUUGAGGAUGGUCAAGACAACAAUCCUGAUGAGGAGCAUCCUAUGGAGUCGGUGUCAAAUGCAAUGUCUGAAGAGCAAUUGAAGGCCUCAAGAAAAGUUGCUGCCAAGAGGUUGAAAAAUAGGCUUCGAAAAGAAAUGGAAUCCACUGUUGUGCUUCUUGACCCCAACAUUGUAGAGAAUGAUCCAAAGAAAGCAGAGCGGGAUGACAUCUUUGCAAGAGCUUAUUUGAACAGAGUGAAGGAUACAUUCAAAACUCAUCCUUAUAAGUACCUUGAAUUUUUAAAGGUUCUGUCUGAUUUUCACUCUGAUGAGCUGCAUAUAUCACAAUUUUAUGAUAGUAUAAAAAAUGUGUUGGCUGGACAAGAGGAACUGAUUGAAGAUUUUACAGCAUUUCUAGAUCCAAAACAGGCAGUGGAGUGUGGUGUGCUGAUGUCACACCUUGAGUUCUCAAAAGCAAGGCUUUUUCUUCGGGAAGUAGAAGUACACUUCCAGAAGCAGUCUGGUCACUUUCAGAAGAUAUUAAAAGCCAUUGUUACUUGGGGGGAAACAGAAAACAGGACAUAUCAACAGUUAAAGGAUUUAUUACUGCCAUUACUGAAAGGACAACCACACUUGGAGCAAGAGCUUACUGGACUCUUCCCAGAUGACAAGCCUGCAGAGAACCUGAUGCCCGAUUUUGAGAUGGCUGAGUGGUCAGAAGACAAAAAGUUUGAUGGAUUUGAAGAGAUAGUGUUUCCUGACAGUGAUGAUGAGGAAAAACAUAUGAAGGGGAAAAUGAGUACAGGCAAGCUUGACAUUGUGGACCCCUGGCGGAGACUGAAUGCUGAGCUUCAGUAUGGAACCAAAAGAUGUCGUUGUAGUUGCCAUGAUCGUUCGUUGGAUUCAAGAGUACAGAAGAAAGCAAGACAUUGUGCAUAUUGUACAGCUAAGGUAUCAAGAGCUGAGCUGACCAGCUCCUUCAAGGGCAUCACAUCUGUAAAGAGUCGUGCUUCAAAGAACACCAGGAGGAAGGUGUCAAAGGCCCAAAAAGGAAGCAGACAAUUUGCAAAUAUGGUUGUAAAUGAGAAUGAGGAAGAUCAAGAUGAUAGAAAUUCAUACAGUGCUGCUGUUAGUAACUUGUCAGAGAUGUGUAGUAAUCUGGCCGAUUACCUUAAUGAGAAUGCUUGUAUGGAGAUGGAAGAGGAACCUGGGGAUGUGGAAACAGAAGAAGAAGACAUUGAAGAGAUAGAAAUUGAUGAUGAAGAGGCUGAUGAUGAGGUUCAGAAGCUGAUCGGCAAUGGCCUUGUUGCAGAGGAUGAUCCAGAGUUAAUAACUGGUGCUGAUACAGCUUCAAGUAACUCACCAGAUGCUGAUGUUUCAAGCCAGGAAAGCAAAGAAAGUAGCGAGUCUGAUGAAAGCAACUUUGCAUCUCCUCCAUCUAAGAGUCCACUGUCCCAUUCAAAUUCAUUAGUAGAUCUUCCUGAUAAAGUUAGGAGUGCAACUAAUUCACCUAUUAGAUAUUCAUUUGAGGACACUAAAACAGAGAAUAUAGUUACAAGAAUAACACACAUCCCAAAAGGAAGGGAAGAGAACGAUAUUGAUAUUAAACAAAUUUGUGCAAUUUCAGAAGUUGAACAUUAUCCCACUGGUGAAAAUACAUUUACAGGAACUAGUAUUGUUAAUGACAUUAAAGGAGGUGAUCUAGAUGUAAGAUCAAGUAUUGCUACUGAUCCUCAUUUGGUAUCUGGUGGAACUGAAGUACAUCGUGACAGCAGUGAUAAUAUAUCUGAAAGCAAUGUGAUUAGCAGUAAUCCAGAUAGUAGUUUCAUUAUCAGACAUAAUGAUGGUGACAAUGAUGAAGUCAUUCAACCCAGUUCUUCAUUGGAGAAAGACAUUAAUCAAAUAAAUUCAAUUAGAGAACAUCUUACAGGGGAGUUAAUGGAAAAUAUAGAAAAGCUUGAUGAAAAUGUAAAAAUAUGUGUAAUAGAAGUUAGUCAGUCAGAAUCAAAAGAUCGCUUGACUAAAUGUUUGAAAAAUAAAGACUUCUCGACAUCAGACGAAAAAAAGGCACCAGAAACCAGAAAAUUUGAUAAAGGUGAAAAAUCAGACAAAACAAUAUUAAUAACCAUAGAUCCUGACAAAAGUGAAGCAUUAGAAACACUGAACAAAAGAAUGAUAGAAACCAGAGAUUCUGAUAGAGGUAAAGCAUCAAAGACAUCAGAUGCAGGAACUGCAGAAACCAAAGACACUAGAAAAACUAAUGAAGGUGAAGCCGAAGAUUUAAAAUGCAAGAUGUCUGCUGACAACAUUAAGCAGACUAGUGAUGGCAAUGUCAUAAUUUCAUGGACUAGAGAUGCUGAUCGCUUGCUUUUACAAACUUGUCAAAAAAUGGACAAUAACACAUCUACUUUUGAGCUAGUAUCUCAACAGUUGGGCAACAAGAGUGUUUCUGAGGUUGAAGAUAGAUUUAACACAUUAAUGGCACUGUUUACAAAACAUCCAAAGUCCGAUGGUGAAGAAAGCGGAGAUGGUUCUGACAGCGAACACACCAGUGCAAGUGAUGUAGAUGUAUGAAGACAUCUUAUGAAAAACAAAAUAUUUUUUUUAAUUAAUAUUGGCUAAUUUUACAAUUAUUAGAUAAUUAUUCGUUAUAUUCAGUUAAUUAUUUCAGUAAUUCCUUAAAGUAAUUCCAUUUAGCUUAUAUUAUGCUGUAUAAUUGUUUUCUUAUAUAUAUUUUCAAUGUUGAUAUUCUGUAUGCCUCAUUAUAUGUGCAAUUCUGUUGUAAUUCUUUGACUUCAAUAUUGUAUUUCUGACUUUACACCUGGUUGGCUACAGCUGUAAAUAAUAUUAAUAUCACUUUAAAGUAUAUCUACCUUGCCAUGUCACUGCAGGAGAAAAGCUACUUAAUCAGAAGUAUUAGUUCAUGAAAAUUAAAUAAUGCACCGUCUCUGAAAUUUCAAAUCAAGCAUAGUUAUGGCAUUUAUUAAAUUACAGUAAAGAGAAAGGA
This is a messenger RNA of Anneissia japonica, 7639 nucleotides long. Its product is annotated as GON-4-like protein. The coding region runs from base 235 to 7206 and encodes 2323 amino acids. NCBI's taxonomy places the organism in Eukaryota, Metazoa, Echinodermata, Crinoidea, Comatulida, Comatulidae. The transcript is spliced from 24 exons. The record is from RefSeq and is a predicted model, not a curated record. Gene Ontology annotation, biological process: regulation of DNA-templated transcription. Gene Ontology annotation, molecular function: transcription coregulator activity. Gene Ontology annotation, cellular component: nucleus.